GCCAACAGUAGCCAAAAUGCAGAGCACGGGACAACAUUUUGUGGAUACAUUUGUGGAUACACCAACUGGGAUUUCUGGGAUUUUUAUGAUGGGAUAUUAGCCUAUUAACUAAUCAAAAUGAGUGACGUGGGGCUCACAAAGUGCGCCCAGGACCAGUUCUCAGGGAGUGGGCACACAGUGACCACGUCACGCCACCCAUAUAUCACAGACCCCAUCGCCUCCAAGCGGAUCUGCUUCUACAAGAGCGGUGACCCUCAGUUCAGUGGCCUGCGCAUGGUCAUCAACAACCGCACCUUCAAGACUUUCGAUGCCCUCCUAGACAGCCUCUCCAAGAAGGUCCCGCUGCCAUUCGGAGUAAGGAACAUCACCACUCCCCGAGGGGUCCAUGCAGUGCACACACUAGAUGAACUGGAGGAUGGGAAGGCCUACAUCUGCUCUGACCAUCGGAAGGUCAAACCCAUUAACAUGGCAGUAGCCAAUAAGAAGCUACCACCCUGGUACAAUGCCCGCCCCAUGAGCGCCCGGCGUCGGGCCUUGCAGCUGGCCAAACAGAACCCUGGCAGGCCCAUGCACAUAAAUACCCCUGUCAUUGUACGCACACCUAAGAGGUUGAUGGUAUUCCAGAAUGGGGACCCCAGUGUCAAACAUAAUCUGAUGCUACAGAAGAGAACCACUCGCACAUUUGAGGCUCUGCUGGAUUACUUGUCCGAGUUGAUGCACUUUCCUGUGGUAAAACUACACACACCAGAUGGAAGAAGGGUGGAUGGGCUCCCAGCUCUGAUUAUAUGCUCUGGGAUUGUAGUAGCUGCAGGUCGCGAGGCCUUUAAAUCUGGGAACUACAAGACACAAAAUUCUUCUGCUUCAACAUGGCUGCCUGCUAGACGAAUGGCAUCUAAAAGACUAAAGCAACCAGCAUCCCGUAAGUCUCAUUAUGUUCACUCAACAUUUUGUAUGUAUUUUGAAGCAUGUUUUUGUCUUGAUGUUUAA
Molecule: messenger RNA, 987 nt
Organism: Oncorhynchus tshawytscha (Chinook salmon)
Lineage: Eukaryota; Metazoa; Chordata; Actinopteri; Salmoniformes; Salmonidae
Product: oxygen-regulated protein 1
Exons: 3
Coding region: 118-987 (289 amino acids)
Biological process (GO): retina development in camera-type eye; photoreceptor cell development; intracellular signal transduction
Cellular component (GO): axoneme
Source: RefSeq, a predicted model, not a curated record